Messenger RNA from Suillus fuscotomentosus, 616 nucleotides. RefSeq lists its product as uncharacterized. The record is from RefSeq and is a predicted model, not a curated record. The transcript is spliced from 4 exons. The coding region runs from base 144 to 485 and encodes 113 amino acids. Lineage: Eukaryota; Fungi; Basidiomycota; Agaricomycetes; Boletales; Suillaceae.
CUGUUAGGAGCAGGUCAUGCUCUAUCCUGACCAACACCAUCACCACCGCAACUAUCCUCGCUACAAGUGGUGUUUUCGUCAGUACGGGCUCUCCUGUGCCAUACUUUGACUAUUCAUCACCUGCUCCCUAUUGUCUACUCUUUAUGUCUCUCAUGCUCGCCAUGAUUGCGAUGUUGAUAUCUGGCUCAAGUAUGAUACGCUGGCUACACACCGAUCGGCAGUGGACUCAAGAACAACUCACGCAAGGCGAUUACUUUGUCUGGUCCUACCUGUUGUCAAUAGUCACGCCUAUCUUCUUCGUUGUCUUGUCCCUGAAUUGUUUCAUGUUUGCGAUAUUGAUAGCAGGGUUUCCUCUCAAAGCAUGGUCUUCCGCACCGUCACUGCGCUCUGGUUGGUCACAUACGUUGUCAACAUUGGCGCAAUAUUCAUGGAAUUCAUGUGGAAAUAUGCGAAGGGCCUCAAAUCACGCUAGAUGUCGACAGUAGUUUCCGCUUUGUUCAUUCUUAGUCCCGAAUCGUGAUGUUGUACACUGUAAUUGACGCUUCAUGUUUGUGUUUUCGUUGUUAAAUAAUAGAUCGGUGGUUAUGCAGUCUUUCAUGAAAACCUGACAAAAAUC